Molecule: messenger RNA, 534 nt
Organism: Colletotrichum higginsianum IMI 349063
Lineage: Eukaryota; Fungi; Ascomycota; Sordariomycetes; Glomerellales; Glomerellaceae
Product: Bet V I allergen
Exons: 1
Coding region: 1-534 (177 amino acids)
Source: RefSeq, a predicted model, not a curated record
AUGAUGGGGGUAAUUACUUCUAGUAACGCCACCUGUGUUACCAUCACCGAAGUCUCCGAGCUUGCCGACAUUAUGGAAAACGACAAGACCGUUGAAAUUGUCAAGGUCAUCGACGUACCCGUCGCUGAAGUUUGGGCAAUCAUUGCCGCAUUCGGCUCCGAAAAACUUUGGUUUCCCGGAGUCGUUCAGUCCAGUCUGGAGGGGUUCGGGAUUGGAUCCAUCCGGGCUUUGACUUUCGAUACUGGCACGGUUGUCCAUGAGAAGCUAGAAAUUGCAGACCCGAAAACGCACACUAUUUCAUAUCUCAUUAUGGAUGGCGUUCCUAACACGACCAACCCCCGCGGCACAUUGCAGUUAUCUGCUGUCGGAGACAAUCAAACCCGCUUCAGCUGGUCGGGUCAAUCGGAUUGGACUGAGCCAAGUUUCAAACCCAUUCUGGCGGGAACAUUAGAGGAGAUGUUCACUGGGUGUAUCGAUGCCAUUGAGAAGAAAAUUCAAGUCGGUACGAUUCAACCAUGCUAUUUGAAGGAUUAA